GAGACCUACGGCCCGGUGGGGCGAUGCAGUGGUGGUCAGUAGGUGUGGUCCUGAUGGUGGCCACUUGUGCGGGUCCGGCUCUGGCCGCCCCGGCCCCAUGGGGAGGUAGACUGGAGGAAGGAGCGGGCCCAGAGUGGCCUCCUCCCCAGAGGGUAACAGCCCGGGUUCCCUCGGUACCGAAUGUGGUGCUGGUGGUGAGCGAUUCUUUCGAUGGGAGGCUCACAUUUCAUCCAGGAAAUCAGACAGUGGCACUUCCUUUUAUAAAUUUCAUGAAGAAACAUGGUACCCUUUUUCAUAAUGCAUAUACAAACUCUCCAAUCUGUUGCCCAUCACGUGCAGCAAUGUGGAGUGGCCUCUUUACUCAUUUAACUGAAUCUUGGAAUAAUUUUAAGGGCCUGGAUGAAAAUUACACAACAUGGAUGGACCUCUUGCAAAAAUCUGGCUACCGUACACAAAAGUUUGGAAAAUUAGACUAUACUUCAGGACAUCACUCCAUUAGUAAUCGUGUGGAAGCAUGGACAAGAGAUGUUGAUUUCUUGCUUCGUCAGGAGGGCAGGCCUGUGGUUAAUCUUAUCCCUGAUAAGACAAAAACAAGAAUAAUGGAAGAAGACUGGCAGAAUACAGAUAAAGCAGCAAGCUGGUUAAGAAAAGAAGCAAUUAACUUUACUCAACCAUUUGUUCUUUAUUUGGGGUUAAAUUUACCACAUCCUUAUCCAUCACCAUAUACCGGGGAAAAUUUUGGGUCCUCCACAUUUCAGACAUCUCCUUAUUGGCUUGAAAAAGUAUUUUAUAAAGCUAUCAAAAUUCCAAAGUGGUCUCCUCUGUCAGAAAUGCACCCUAUAGACUAUUAUUCUUCCUACACUAAAAACUGCACUGGGCAGUUCACAAAGAAAGAAAUUAGAGAUAUUAGAGCAUUUUAUUAUGCCAUGUGUGCUGAGACAGAUGCCAUGCUUGGUGAGAUUAUUUUGACUCUUUACCAGUUAAAUCUUCUUCAGAAGACUAUUGUUAUAUUCACCUCUGACCAUGGUGAGCUGGCCAUGGACCAUCGCCAGUUCUAUAAAAUGAGCAUGUACGAAGCAAGUUCGCAUGUUCCUCUGCUGAUGAUGGGGCCCAGCAUUAAAGCAAACCUCCAGGUCCCAGAUAUGGUAUCUCUUGUAGAUAUUUACCCCACGCUGCUAGAUAUCGCUGGAGUUCCUCUUCCUCUCCAUCAGAACCUGAGUGGAUAUUCUUUGAUUCCAUUAUCAUCAGAAGCUUCCAGGAAUAAUUCUAAAUCCACAAGGCCACGCCCUCCCUGGAUUCUGAGUGAAUUCCACGGCUGCAAUGUGAAUGCUUCCACCUAUAUGCUGAGAAUUGGCAAAUGGAAAUACAUAGCUUACUCUGAUGGUGCCUCAUCACUUCCUCAACUCUUUGAUCUUUCUUCAGAUCCAGAUGAAUUAAUAAAUAUAGCCACAAGGUUUCCAGAAAUCACUCAUUCUCUGGACCAAAAGCUUCGAUCCAUUAUAAACUACCCUGUGGUUUCUGCUUCUGUCCACCAGUACAACAAGAAAGAGUUUAUCAGUUGGAAAGACAGCUUAGGACAAAACUAUACAAAAGUUAUAGCAAACCUUAGGUGGCACCAGGACUGGUUGAAAGAACCAAGGAAGUAUGAAAGUGCAAUUAACCAAUGGCUUAAAACCAACACUAAUUUAUAAAAUAUUUGUACAAAAAUGUGUAACAAUAUGUUCUACUUAUAUGCUUUUAUAUCUUUAUAUGAGUGGUAUAAAUAUGUAUACAAUUACAACAGUCUUUAUCCCUAAAGGUAUAGUGAAAUUUGGUAAUUAAGUGAUCAUUAGCAGUCAAAGCAAUUUUAUUAAAUACUGAUAUAUUUUAAAAUAGAAGCUGGAUGUUUAUAGAAUUAUGUUUUCUAAUGUAGCUGCCAUCAAGUGCUGAUAUUAAACAGCUUAAAUAAAAUAUGAAAGAACAACUAUAUAGUUACAAAUACUCUAAUACAAAGAUAAUACCUCCAUGAGAUGUUUUAACAUUUAUUGAAUCAUUAAAGUUUAUUAUAUAUCAAAUAAGAACAGCCAUAAGAUCAUAGGUUUAGAGCGAGAAGAUGAAGAGUCUGGUGCCUUAUUUUGUAGAAGAAUGUGAAGCCCACUGAAGUUACUUACAUAACUUGCCCAGCAUCACCAAGGCAGUAAGUCAGAAGACUCAUUAGACUGUGAAUCACUUCACUCCUUGAAUAUGUUCAUUCUUUUGGCAUGCUGGAUUGAAGCUUGUGAGCCUGGGGAAUUGGAUUUGUUGAGAGUAGCAGGAACCUAGAUCCAACCUUAACUAUGUUAUCAUUGUAGUUACUUUGAAAAAUGUUCUGCUGAAGUACUUUUUACAAAUGAAUAAAAGUGGGAUUCCAUUCUUUGAAUUUGUUUAUAUUUCAACAGUUCUUCAAUCAUGUUUACUGCCAUUCUGUGAAUUCUCUUGAAUGUCUUUUAUAUUUAUGCUAAUAAAUGUCCCUAUUACAAA
Messenger RNA from Phascolarctos cinereus (koala), 2499 nucleotides. RefSeq names its product arylsulfatase family member K (gene ARSK). NCBI's taxonomy places the organism in Eukaryota, Metazoa, Chordata, Mammalia, Diprotodontia, Phascolarctidae. Gene Ontology annotation, molecular function: glucuronate-2-sulfatase activity; arylsulfatase activity. The record is from RefSeq and is a predicted model, not a curated record.